Molecule: messenger RNA, 579 nt
Organism: Abrus precatorius (Indian licorice)
Lineage: Eukaryota; Viridiplantae; Streptophyta; Magnoliopsida; Fabales; Fabaceae
Product: serine/threonine-protein kinase SRK2A-like
Exons: 7
Coding region: 1-579 (192 amino acids)
Biological process (GO): protein phosphorylation; intracellular signal transduction
Molecular function (GO): protein serine/threonine kinase activity; ATP binding
Source: RefSeq, a predicted model, not a curated record
AUGGAGGAACUUAUGAUUUUUGAAGUUUCUGAAUCAACUGUUGGUGAAUACAACUCUAGAAGAGAAAUUUCCCUAUGUUUUUCCCGUGUCUUCCAUUUUCAAAUUGAUGAGAAUGUGGCUCGCGAGAUUAUCAACCAUAGGUCUCUUUGUCACCCCAAUAUAAUUUGUUUCAAGGAGGUGGUUUUGACCCCUACUCAUUUAGCAAUAGUAAUGAAGUAUGCAGUUGGAGGAGAGUUAUUUGAGAGGAUAUGCAAUGCUGGAAGGUUCAGUGAAGAUGAGGUUAGAUAUUUCUUUCAGCAGCUAAUUUCUAGUGUCCAUUACUAUCAUGCCAUGCAAAUAGGGCUCAAAGAUUUGAAGCUAGAAAAUACCCUCUUAGAUGGAAGCCCUGCACCCAAGUCGUCUUUGCUUCAUUCACGACCCAAAUCAAUUGUUGGAACUCCAGCUUAUAUAGCACUAGAAGUUCUUUCCAGAAGGGGUUUGAUUCCAACUUUGCAAGAAGUGAUACUAGGUGCACACUAUGGUUUUGUGUGUGGCAUCUAUGGCAAAAUUUCUGUAAGCAAUGGAAGGAUAAAGUCUUGA